GUAAAGGCCGUCUCUUAUAACGCCGACAAAGGGAAUAGUAAACACGUCGCCAUUGUGACCGAAUGGUACUAGUUCCAUGGUAAAAUUCAGAGUUCUUUAUUCACAUGAUACUGUUAAGGAUAGUCGGUCCAGGGAAGUCUUCAGCAUCGUGAAAGCAUGACAAUGUUCCUUAUUUGAAAUGGCGGAAGGGGGAUUAUUUCUGGAUGGAAGCGAUUCGUCGCUCUCUCGCCUUCUGCAAUGUUCCAUCUGCUUGGGGCAGAUGCGACAACCGAAAUCCCUUCCUUGUUUACAUUCUUUUUGUGUGGAAUGUCUCAGUACCCACAUCAUCACAGACCUUUCGGCAUCUGGCGAGACGACAUUUCCUUGUCCCGUUUGUAGGAGGAUAACAUCUCCUGUCAAUCCUUUUGAGAGAAAAGAAAACUUGGCACAGCACUUCCCGACCAACAUCCACAUCAAGAAGUUAAUCGACCUUCAAGCUGUCUCAGGAACUCAACAGCCUUGAUGUGGACCAUGCCAGACGACACAGAAGAUUACCAAAGUAGCAGAAGUUUGGUGCAGCACUACAAAGACGUUCUUUUGUAAGCCCUGUAAAGAACAUUAUCACGAUGUUAUUCACAAGGAAUGUGACGACGUAGCUCUCAAUGAGGAAAGCAUCCACAUGGCGUGUAAACAACCUCUACCAAUGACAUGUCAAACACACAACGAAAAGAUGGACUGUUAUUGUGAAGAUCAUAAGUUUAUCGGAUGUAACAAAUGCAUAAUCACAGAACACAGACGCUGUGAUGAAGUUACAACGACCAAAGAGUAUUUUGAAAAACAGAAGAGCAACUCCAAGCUUAAGGAUAUGGACAAGACUCUUGAGGAGGCGGCCAACGGUAUGGGGUUGAUGGUGAAUUCUUUCGAUGACCAAGUAAAAGCUAUGCAGGAAAGACAACAAGUUGAACUGAACAGUAUUAUAACUCUCCGGAACAGGAUCAACGCCCAUCUCGACAAAAAGCAGGAGGAAAUAACACUUCAAAUGAAUUCAAAAUACAAAACAGAAACAGGAAAGGUUGAUUUGUCGAGGCAGAGAUGUAAUCGGCUAAAAAAUGCAAUGCUGAAUACAAAAGAAGCCUUGAAGUUGGCAGUCGUGCGUGAGGAUGAUGUGGAUACAAUACAACUGUUUAUCAGAAGUCAGACGGAGACUGGAGCAAGCAGAGAUUUAAUCGGCCAAUUUUGUGAUUCCCUGACGUCAGUGAAUAUCAAACACGAGAUCGGCCAUGAUCUUCGAACUCUCAACGAAACGUCUUUUCUGACCUUGGGUAAAAUCAACGUUGAAAUGAAACGACAGAGCCUGCCUAACGGUAUAAAGUUGGUAAAGACAUUAUCAAACUGUCGUGCAAAGAAAGUCAGAUCAAUCACUUUAGAUACUCUUCCAGGACAAGACGGCAAUUCUGUGCAAAACAGUUCCCGAAAGGGUCUGAAAGUGCGUACUGAGAUGGAUCUCUUUAAGCGUAAGCCUAGGAAUCCAGCAGAGUUUUCUGUGCAGAGAAUUGCGUUGCUGUCAAAGCUUCUGAUUGUCAGUUUUUCUGGUCAGACAUACAUUUGUCUCUUCACUGCAGAUGGACAAUAUUUGGAUCAACUUAAAACACGUGGGAAUCCCAGUGACCUGUGCAUUGUGGAUAUAAACACCGUGGCUGUAUCUGUAGGUGACCACACCAUACAAGUCGUGAAAGUACAAGACAACAAAUUGACUCAGUUGUACGUAAUAGGGACUCAGCCGCGUAUUGGUUGUUAUGGAAUAACUUUCGUGAAUGGUAAAUUCAUGGUAAGCACACGAAAAGACAUCUAUAUGGUAACAAGAGAAGGCGAGGCCCUCAAAGUACACACGUUAGAAAAAGACUGCUCUCAUAUAGUAUAUGAUCCGCUAUAUGAACAGGCAUUUGUCAGCAUCUCAGAACACCAGCGUGCCAGUAUGUCAGAGGCAGAAAUGGAUGAUGCGUGGAUACAAAGACCACAAAGCUGCUCUGUGUUUGAACAAGACAGGUAUGCCGAAUAUGAUACAUAUGAGAUGGGGGCGGAAUCAUAUCGUGCGGGGAACGCGUUGUGCGUUGCUAACGCGUACAGCAAUAGCCACGCUAUCGCAAACAGCACCAGUAGUCGUCAGUCUGAUGGAACAAGCAGUAAACCUUCCAUGUAAGCCUGGGUCGCAUAAAUGUCCACCUGCCAGACAGACGAAAAUACAACAAAAAACCAUCCUGAAAGUCGGAGUGGUCAAACGGGCGACGGGAAUAGAUGUAGAUCGUGAGGGGAACGUAUACGUCUGUGGUCAAGAGACCAACAACGUAGUCCAGAUUUCAGCAGAUGGGGCCAAGGUCAGAGAACUCCUGACGUCAUCGGAUGGCAUAUACAGUCCAAUGGCCAUAUCGGUGUGUGGGGACAAAUUCGUUGUGACCAAUCAAUCACCACAGCAAAUGAAAAAUAUUAACGUGUACCAGCUCUACUAAAUGUGAAGCCUAUUCUAUUGUGUCUUAAACCAAAUAUCAUAAUCUUUUGGAAUAUCAGCAUUGCACUGUAUUGCGUUGGAUUACUGUGAUCUGCAAUUUGAUAUUUAAAGAUGGGUUUCUGCAUUUUUUUGCUCUCAGCUUUGGUUCCUCGUAAUGAUAUGCAAUGUCAUUUUUAUAUCUUAUUAUUUUUCCUUGUCAGGGGACAUGAGAUAUAAACAUUGGCUAUAAAUGCCAUCUUGGGACACACAAAACAACUAUGAAAUACAUAAAAAUGGUUUGAUAUUUGAUUUCAGCAACAACAAAAAUUAUUCCCUUGAUAAAUCAGCAUCUAAUGUUCAAGAGACCAAUGACAUGUAUGGUUGGCAGGAUUAUAAUUAGGUGGAAUUAGGUUGACCUAUGACAAAUACCGUUCUUUGUGCACUUCCAAUAAUGUCGUCCUAUCCAGGAUAUGCCUCUUUGACGUUUCUAUUUGUAAACACGCUAUGGCAGUUACUUUUUUUUAUAAGAUUUAAUUAUCCCUGAUUUGCUGUAAUUGUAGAGAUUAAAUAGAGGCAAAACCAUGUUGACGUUUUCAUACUGUCUUGAAAAAUACAAUUGAUCUAUUCAUUAUUCAAUACAUUUUGUAUGUCCUCAAUUUCUUUUAAGUAUGCUCUCUUCAUAAACACACUAAUUUGAUUUCCGUGGUAAUGUUUUCAUAUUAUGUUUUGUCGUGUAUUUAAAAUAAUAUUGUACAGUCACCCCUAGUAUACAGAUUUUGUACUUUUUAAUGUUGGUUAUGUGUUUGCAGAAGGGCAGAACCCUUCAACUAAUUUUUUUCGAUUGUUUUACGCUAUUGUAGUAUUGACAUCUCCACCUCCCCUCUCCGGCCAUUUUUUUGUCUUUGUUCAUUGAAAUAUAGUGUUUUGUAUUUGGAAAAAGGACUGACAACCCAACUAUUUAAGGCUGUGAUGCAAAUUAUGUGUCAGGGGAAGGGGAAGAUUCCAGAAAAACUAUUGUGUCUGUUUUUGUAUAAUGAUAGACUAUAGGUUUUGUGUUUGGAGAAACUGUGUUUAGUCUGAAAGGAUUCCAAACUUUUUUUCUUUGUUUUUGCGUUAUCCUAUAUUUUUUCUUGACAAAGAUGCGGAAUGCAUAUAUGGAAAUAUUCAUACAAACUUAUAUAUUAAUUUUUGAAUUAUCAUAAAAUAUAUUUUUUUAUUUCGAAUUUCAUAUAUAUAUUUACUAAUAUUGAUUUUUUUUGCGUAUAAAUGGUAUAUCAUUAAGUAAAUAUAAUGCACAUACCAAAUACAUACCAGAAAAUACAGUGUAUAUACAAUGUACGUACCAGGAACUACAGUUUAUAUACAAUGUACAAACCAGGAACUAUAGUGUAUAUACAAUGUACAUACCAGGAACUACAGUGUAUAUACAAUGUACAUACCAGAAACUACAGUGUAUAUACAAUGUACUUAAUUCCUCAUGCUUUAACUGAAAAUAUCACUGAAGAUACUGUUAGAUAUUCUAUUUAUUAAAAUAUGUAACAGUAAUGUGUAUAUGAAAAUGACAAAUUAUUGAUUCAAAUCAAUUUUUUUACAUAUGAUAAUAUCACUACGGCUUAUUCGCAUAUGUCAGCAAAUAUGUGUAUUCAAACCAGGUAAGUAUACCACUGCUUCCGACUCAUAUCAUUGUUCGAUACGUUAUUCAUUUCAUUCUCGUAAGUUAUCUUUAAAGUUUUUCAUAAACACUCGUAAAAUUAACUAAAGAUGGUAAAUAAAUACCACAUCUAGCAACCACUGUUUGUGUAACUUCUAUACGUACCUUACCUAUCCUAAUACAACGGAGCUUAAGCACGUGACAUUACCUAGUAAUCGUGACGAAAGCAUGGAAAAAAUUCAAAAGUAAUUAGUUCACAUGUAUAGCCAACAAAACACUUUAUACGAAGGAAGCAUUUUUAAAUGAAAACAAAAACAAAAACAAGAGUAAACAAGUAUUGUGACGUGUCGAUAGUUUUCAUGAUUUACAUCAUAUUGUAUAAGACUUGUAUAGUAACAUAGAAUUAUGUACGGAAUAAAUCAGGUUGCUUCUCAAUAAACUCAAUACAAAUGG
This is a messenger RNA of Pecten maximus, 4568 nucleotides long. RefSeq lists its product as uncharacterized. The transcript has 2 exons. NCBI's taxonomy places the organism in Eukaryota, Metazoa, Mollusca, Bivalvia, Pectinida, Pectinidae. The coding region runs from base 659 to 2179 and encodes 506 amino acids. The record is from RefSeq and is a predicted model, not a curated record.